Spirometra erinaceieuropaei is the source of this 16384-nucleotide messenger RNA. Lineage: Eukaryota; Metazoa; Platyhelminthes; Cestoda; Diphyllobothriidea; Diphyllobothriidae. The record is from the annotation of a GenBank genome assembly.
AUGUGUUUCAGAGUUCGCGCUGUCUGGGACGCCUUCAUUAGUCUGACAGAGAGGAAGCAGAUUGAAAUCCUCGGCUCCCUGCCCUAUCAAAGAGCCGGCUGUUUUCUGGGUAGUGAGGAGGAAGAGGAGGAGGAGACAGCUGACGGUUCGCGACCUCGACGGGUUGAUAAGAAUAUCAACAAUGCUGCCGUUUCUGACAGUCGAAGGACCCGCCGGCCGAGGUGUCGUCCGCGUCGCCAGCACCGUGGGAAACCGCACGUUCGCCUUGAGGACUCAUUGCCUGAUGUAGAGCCCUUAGGUACGUAUCUGAGCACCUACGCAUCCUCCCGUUGUGACUUACGCCGUUGUGCGGCUGCUAGUUGAGCUCGAGAGAGAGAGAGCCCGUAAGGCACAACAGGACGAGUCCACGCCUCUAACCACUGGCCACGAGCCCGUUGCCCUGUCAGUUUCGAUCGGGAAUAUACUAUAGUAGAGGGGGCGCUCACCGAUCGUUCUUACGGAAGUCACUCGUUUCGUUGUGCCUUACGGGCUCUCUCUCUCUCGAGCCCAACCAGUAGCCGCACAGCGGCGCAUGAUAUAGGCAGUAUGUUAUUACCGACACAGACAAUGGGGACUGGGAUGGCCAGUUCUGGCUUACUAGCCGUCGUCAGCCAGUCAUACUCACCCGUUGGACAUCGAGCCUCAGGUGUUCCACACUUCGGGGUUGGGUAUGACUGACUGACGACGGCUAAUAAGCCAGAAAUGGUCACUCCAGUCUCCCUUGUCUUUGUCGGUAAUGCCAUUCUGCCUACAUCAUGCGCCGCAGUGCGGCUGCUAGUUGGGCUCUAGGGAGAGCUCGUAAGGCAUAAAGGAACGAGUGAGUUCCGUUGUUGGUUUAUUCUGCCCUAAUUCAGCCAAUCAUAACCCAAAGCAGCAGCUGAGACUAGAAACAAAAACAUGCGCACAGACGCAUCUGGAGCAGUUGGUCCACCACUGGGGUCUACCAGAUGGGUCAUAAGCACAUCAUCGAACCGAAGUUCAUCAGUGCCUCGCCACACACAUAGGUAUCUAGCUAAGAGUGCAACAAGCCAGACGCAGACAGUUGUUUCACGCUCGUUACCGAUCAUCAGUACAUCAUAGGCCUUAUGACAUGAGGCAUAUAAGCAUGUCAAGUAGGCGUGUGACCCUCAUAGUUGUGGUUAGGAUCUCACCUUACCCCUUUCUUCCUGCCUGGGCCGCAUGAUUGCCUCAGACAGUAAAGGAUGUGUUACAUGACAGUUAGCAAAACAAAUAAUAAAUAUUGCACCAUGACAAGACACCAAUUCACUUCAGUCUUCUGGUUAGGUUGUUUUUUUUCUGGCGAAACAGUGUCGCCAUUGUGCUUUAGCCGCCCUAGUCCCCUGACCUAGUGACAGAUGACCUUCUCGCUUACCCUAAACUACGAGUUCUCUCAUAGGACUCAGAUCUAAAAUAACAAAAGUUAGUCUGCUUUCGUAAGUACACACCUUGUGCAGGAUUUACCUCUUUCACAAUUUCCUUUUCUUCGUCUGAAAAUGCACCUAUUUUCUUGAGAAAGAUUAUCAAACUUGCUGGAGUGCACCAAUCAAUACUCCAAUUUGUUGUCGCAGUUUUGCGGUCCACCAUGAACUCACGAGAACUUACCAGCUUGUUCAAGUAAGCUUUUGCCAGUCGAAAAAGUGAACUAAAUAUCAUGGAUUGAAAACGUACUACCUUCUGUUGUUAUGAAUGUUCCGGGAAAGGUCAGCUGCCAGAAGAAAUUCAUUCACAUGUAUUCUGUUAACGCAUUCGCCGAAAGAACGGAGACCUGCUCUCCUAACAUUUAUAUGCGUGACAUUUUGUCAGCCGACGUCCUGAAGCUAGGGCUGCCCAACGGGUGUUUGCAGUUUUGUCGGUAGUUUGGUCUUCUAAAGGUAGUGUGUAUAAAUGGCUUACCACCGAAUAUGCUACCUUGUUAAUUACCGGUGCCUUCUGUGUGUGAUCCCGAUAUUCAUUCAGAGCGCCAGUAAGGGUCUUAUCGCCGUCUAACUGCCUUGACACAUGCCCUCACUGAAGUUUUGAGUAGUAUUCGAGGGGCUUAUUCGUAAAUCACAAGCACAUACAUCGCUGAAUGUGCCAACAGUUCCCCAUUUUGCAUCCUCUAGACUUUCGAGGCUCCGCUUUUCAUUAUAGUUUUGUAGAAAGGAGUUUUGAUCACCGACCGUCCUCCGAGAAGUGACUUAUUCACAAAACUUUUCGGAGUUGACAAAUUCAUCAAGAGCUAUGUACACAGACUACUGUAAUUAACAAUUCAGCCGUAUUGCGAAUCAGUGCGGAACUUGCUUCAUGUAGAGUUCGACUCCAGUCUGUUGUCCGCGUUUCUGGAUAUCUCAAAUUAACGUAUGUACAAGUGAAGAAGAAGAGGGUUGGAGCACCGGAACAUUUUGUUUAUUGUCCUGAGCUUUCGAAUUCGUGCAGAAGCAGCAACAGAACAAGCGACAGUUAUAGGGCAUGUAGGCCAAUCAUCCACCAACGGCGCAAGACUGGAGGUGACUACGCAGGACUCUAUACACCGGCGCAGAUCGAUAAAUCGAUUGACUGAGUUCUCUUCCGAGGCCCAGGCUUAAAUCAAUUCUCGGCCUGUCGUGUUUCCGGAGUGGGCAACCAUUUUGGUUGUUGUGAUGUUAAACUCAUUACCCAUUUGGUAGGUGUGGGCGGCCACUUGUGAUGAUGCGUCGGCUCGUCUCUCGGCCAAUUUAUGUUCGUGUAUGCGCGAUCCGAGCAUGCGUCCAGUCUGCCCUGUGCAGUUACGAGGACAGUUUUGGCACGGGAUGCGGUACACCACUCCAGAUUGCUCUUCAGGCUUUAACCGGUCUUUAAUUUUCAUUACCCUUUUGCGCAUGGUGGCUUUCGGGGGGGGGGGGUGCAAUUCCAACACCUAGCUCCGCAGCAAUGCGGCAGCAAAUGCCAUAUCGUCGAUGGUGUUGUUGUUUAAGUCCUCUGAUUGGCCUACUUGCCCUAUAACUGUCGCUUGUUCUGUUGCUGCUACUAUAUCUGACGAUGGAUUCUCGCAUGUGUCCGAAAGCUCACGACAAUAAACAAAAUGUUCCGGUGCUCCAACCCUCUUCUUCUUCAGUUAUGCAUACACCUGGAACUAGAAAUUUCGCCCUUAUUCGGAACGUAUGUAUUGUUUCUAAAAGGCAGUCAUACCAUGUCAUGCCUUUUUGCGCAAUUACAAUAUAUUUCAAUACGUCUGCACACGCGUUUGAUAACUUUAACCUCUCCACCCGGCUUUGCAGAUUCAGCUGAUGUGUUGGACCUACUGGACGCGUCUACUGUCGAUCCAACGGCACUAGCAGGUUUCCAUGAAGGGCAGGAGGAACAGCACCAGUCUAUGGACUGUGAUGUUCCGUCGCAAGGACCUGCAGAGGGUGACUACAACUCGGACACCGAGGUCUGCAGACCGCCCUCUGUAGGCUCCAUCUCGCCUAAGCUGAUGGCCUUCAUCAAGACCUCUGCGCGCCUUAUGGCGGCAGAUGCCGGUCGUGGCAGCAAGAAGCGCCAUUUUUCCGUACAGGAUCUCUGUCUCAUCCAGCGGGUUGAAGAUGAGCUCAGGACCACCUUUGCAACUGCCCCAGCAACAGGGUCGCAAACUGCCGCAGGUGAUCGGCGAUGGACGCCAUCAACUAGCCUUCUACUGCCUCUCAAGGAGGCGGCGACUGCCGCGGACGACGUGAAUCGCAUCGGUGCCGGACGGCCUCUGGUGCUGAACGGUUUUCAUCGUAUGCUUGUCCACGCCACUGCCGCCUACCUUGGUUUAGUCUCUUACAGUAAGUACUUGCAGGCUGCGCACUCUGGACGCUGUUUUCGCCUGACCGUGAAGCGGAUUAGUCGACUUGUACAGUAGGUGUGCUAACUCAUUCGACUCGAAAAGAUAACAUAAGUAGAGAUGUAAUGUUGGUCAUCACACGGCAUCAUACCAUGAUAAUUCAGUUACCUCAGGAUGCCGGUUUUCGAAUGAACUUCUUUCUGGCUGCCAGCAAGAACUACAGCUCGUAAAAAAUGACUGCUUAAGUAGCGUGAUUUUUUUCACUGUUUUUCGAUGCCUUUAUAAACUCAAAUAUUCUUCAUAAAAAACAUGAAUAAAAAUAUUCAUUCUUUUACUCAUCUGGUAGAAAAUUGAGUCUUCUUCAAAUUUUAUACUUAAAGGAAGGGUAGAAUUCGGUUUUAAAAAAUUUUCCAAUUCCGGCAUAAUUUUGAACCCGACCUGCCGAUACGCUUGCAUUCCGGGUUUCGAAAGUGCUGUUUGUAUAUUUUCCGUGUACGGACAGUCAUACAUUUCCAUGUGCUUUUAAGAGAAGGCCAUGUCGAGUUCAUUAAAUUUUUCAGUGGACUUGAGCCAUAUGGUAAACUUUAUAAGCAACAUUAGUAAAUGCAGAGACACUGAACGGGAAUUUUACGGUCUUGAAAAAUUUCAUAAUUAGAAACUUUGUUAAACCCGAAUUCUACCCUUCCAUCAAGUAUAAAAUUUGAAGAAGACUCGCUUUUCUACCAAAUGAGUAAAAGAAUGAAUAUCUUUAUGCAUGUUUUCUAUGAAGAAUAUUUGAGUUUAUAAAGGAAUCGACAAUCAAUGAGAAAAGUUCACGCUGUUUAAGUAGCCUCUUUCUUCACAAAUUGUAGCCCUUGCAUGCAGCCGGGAAGAAGUUCGUUCGAAAGCCGGCAUCCUGAAGUAACUGAAGUAUCAUGGAUUAUAUUGUACGAUGGCUAAUAUUACAAACCUAUCAAUGUAAUCUUUUCGAGUCGAAAGCGCAUUUCAGAAUUUCGAUUGACAUUUCAUGAGUUAGCACACUGUUAUGACCCGGAAGAAAGGUAGGACAGGAAAAGAGCCGGUUCGGAAGACGAGCACUUUAUUGGUAACUUGCGGACACGAAGGGUUCCAACUCGUCAAAAAGAUGCGCUAUUUAUGUUGGCUCCUGUGCGUUCUGGAACAUUCCGUCCAAUGACGUGCCAGCCGUUGAGGGCGUUCUAGAAUGUUCCUGCCGCGGGCGUGCUGGUCGCUGAUUGGCCACCGCGUGCACGAUAGCCCCCACGCAGAAACGUCUCAAAUGUUCGACCAGCCAUUGAUUGGGCCACACACGUGAGCAAAGCCACCACACGUGUCCGGCGCUGCAGUGCACGCCGGUCGGUCGUCCAACUUCACGCGUGUCUCACACCGCCGGCUUGGUCCUCUGUUCAGCUCCUUAGGCCAUGGCUCUACGCCGCUUGCACUCCCCACAACACACACCUACUGUAUAUCCUAACAGAGAUGACAGUUCGACCAUCGCAAGCGAUGGCGUCCACCGCGCGCGGUCCACGGAGUGGGUGCGGCACCGUUUAUUUGCACGUGCAUUAUUUUAUGGCGGGGCGGGCUUGCAAAGCAUCUGCCUCACCCGUCUUCCAUAGUCCACCUUCUUCCUGUAGCCAGACAGUGUUAAAACGUCCAGAGGUUGACUCGGAUGCAGUUGCUGGCAAAGCCAAACAGCUCGUGUACGCGUGCCGCACUCGCGACCGGAUUCCAAUACAUUUGCUGAGCGCUUCUAAGGGCGGCUCGAAUCUCAUGUGCACGAGAGUGCCAGAGACUGCAUUGAUAAGGAGCCACUACAGCCUGACUCUCAGUCCUCCUGUCAGUCAAAAGAACUCACCGCGAUGACCGUGCUAUCCCGUCAGUGGGCAGACUUCCAAGCCACGACUCUUAGCACUUCGUGCUACCUGCACAGUGUCGGCCUCGGUCUCUCAUCCCUCUCCCGUGCACUGCCAGUCGACUGUCCGAGCCUGUCAGUUAGCUGGCGAUGGGAUCGGGCGUGUUGGAUGACAUAUCAGUGGUGGACCCGUUAAGGCAGAUGCAAAUGGAGCGCCACUUACUACUAGGCACUAAAUCAGCGUCCACAAACACACGGAGCGCAUACUGUCCGCCCGUCAGAGUCGGUGUUGGUAUUCUUUAGAUUUUCUCGGUUCAGUGCUGGUUUAUUCACCGGAAUAGACGCACUCGAGGCCAAAGGCUAUGUCAAAAGACAGUCGAAGCAACUCCGAUAUUCUUUGUUGUUCUAUAGUAAUAAAGAGUAAGAUUAGCGGAGCACGAGAGAGUUAAUAAGGCGGGAAAUAAAUUGAAAAGUGGACAUACAUUCGAGGUGACUAGACGAACAGUCAGCGAGUGACACCAACGUGUGGUGGCCGGUUUAAAAGCGAGUGGCAACAAAGAACAAUGAACAAAGAACUUCGGGAACCGACGAAUUGGGAUGCAGAAACAAGCGCAAGAUUAUAAGAGUAAAACCUGGUUACUAAUAAACAGUUAGUAGCAAAAUAGGGAUACUAAAUUGGCACCAGGGUUGUCACAGUUGAUGUGUCAGCAGCACUGCAAGACAGGUUCUGGUAUUGUUUACGUGUGGUGGUGUCCUUUUACCACCAGCACUAUCGGAGGACAAAGCUGGUGUGCUUUCGAAUACCAUUUAGAUCAUCGCGCGAUCUACCAGUAAUGCCACAAAUGAGCCCAACCACUGUGUCGGCUGCACCUUUAAACAGCAGUUUACUCUUUGUGUAGUGGAUUGGCUAUGUAUUCGCACUUAAGAUUGACCCAGCAUUUGUAAACAUGCGCCCUGUGUGUAUCUCGUCAGUCUCUGUUCGGUCUUGACUGCCACAACGGACUGCGCUGCGGAUGCGCUAGACGAAAACAGGGGUCAGACUGGCUUACGGCGCACGGAUAUUGGUCUGCAACGAGUCCGUCCGAGCUCUUAACUCAUUUAACACAUGCGUGUGAUAGCACACCUUAGAUGCUAGGCCUUUGCGCCACGUUAGCCACUGUGCACAACCAGCAGGUUAGCAGGCUCAGAGAGAGAGAAAGAGGGAAGGGGGAGGCCGACACCGUGAAGUUCAUCCUCACAUUUUUCGCAUUAAGCAGUCUAACGCGCUAAGAGUCAUGGCUUGGAAGGCUGCCAACUGACGAUAUAGCUCGGCUCUUAUCGGGAAUGAGACUCCUACCAAAGUGGUCUCUAUGACGCUAAACUUUGCGAGGUCUGAGCCGCGCUCGUGAAAGCCAGGGAGAUCUAAUUGGGGACCCGGUCGUGUGUGUGGCAGGCGUAGACGGGUCGUUUGGCUUUGUUAGUCUCUGUACCCGCGUCCAUUUUCCGUCGUUUUGAUACUGACUUGCGAUAGACACUGCGUAGGUCAACCUUACAAUGAAAUAGUUAACGUCCAAGUCGCCGGGGCUGCGAUGACAGAGCAUCGACAUCCCUUAGUAGUGUCGAUUCCCUCGUGUUCGAACGGCCAGUCCACGCGGCCGAUACGGUUAAAGGGGUUUGGUCGUUGCGACUAACGCAACUCUGCGGGCCACAGAUGUGAGGUUAGCGCCAGAAUCGAACCACUACCACUACUGUUGUGCAUUUCUUACGUCUUCCUAUCCAUCAGAGUGGCCAGCCCUAUUUGAGUACCCCAUGCCCCUCACUAUCUGAAUAAGGCUGAGUAAGACUGACUGUUCGAAAUGUAACUCUCCGUUGCCGGCGUAGCUUCGGCAGCGUCGCUUACCUCUCGAUUUUGCUUUUGUAUUCACUCCCUCGUCCUCUGCCGUAGACCUUGAGCACUGAGAGUCGCACUUACCUCGUUUGUUAAUAGAAGCAAAGAGACGUGUUCUUUUGUCAGACUCCGCCUCUGGUGAUAGGUCUGAGUGAGAAUCCGAAACGUUGCAGUGAUUGUGCCGUCUACUUCCUUUGUGUCUGUUUGUCGUAGACUAUUGCAAUACUCGGGCCGACAGUGUUCGGGCGUCGGCGCUGCAGCAGUUUUUUUUGGACUGACUUCUAAGCACACGCUAUUCCCCCUCGGUCAGAUGCCUGCCUGUUCGCUAGGUUUCCUCGAACAACACGCGUGGAACUCGGGAUGGAGUCGAAUGCGGCCAUGGCAGUUCAAAACUCUUGCGGCCAGUCCAACUGCAAACGUCCACCUAGUGCUCGCGGGCAAGGCCUGGUGAGCUCGCGGCGCCGUGUCAGGCUGCUGACAGUUGCAGGGCUAAACAGACUGGAUGGGUGGAGGCCAAGAGAAAGCAACUACCUACCAGGCCGCACUCGUCCAAGAUAUGCCGGCGGAUUAGCGUGCCAACGUUAGAGCGCUGUUUCCGCUCUAUCAUACCUGCAUUUAAUGGCGUUAAAAAUGCCUACUAGAAACUCCAAAGUAGGUGUGUUUGUUAUAGUGCGAACUGUCUCUAGUUGUACAAAGGGUGACAAAAACCGGACUUCCCCUGCUUUUCAUCAACGAAGGAACCAUUGCAGUUUUACGGGCCAGACUCGCCAUCACGUUCCAGCGCCCUGAAAGCUGACCGUAUACCUCCACGUGGGCGCCUUCAUUUUCGAAAACAUUCGGCCAUUUUCGGACACAGGCCUGUCCAGCGUUUUAUGGCACUUCUUUCCUGACUUCAAUGCCGGCCAUGCAGAUGCCUUCCUCAAACUUAAUGGCAUAAACCCUGACUUUGAUGUAGCCUCGGUUAAAGACUUCAUAAGGAGUGGGGUCAGGGGAGCGCGGAGAGACCAUUCCAGAGUACCCCUUUGACCGAUUCAUCGGCCGAGAAAUUUCUCACUAACCUGGAAAAGCAAGGGGAGGCUCGUCAUUUUGAAAAAGGACACUUCCCGCUUAAAGCUGUGCGGUAGCACACUUCUGCAGCAUCUCCAGGUAACUUCCCCUGUAACGGUGAUCGUGUUACCGGAAGAAGAAUGACCUACGCUGCCGAGUGGUAGACAUAGCACGCCUAAACCACCAGCUGCAGAGGGUCUCACCCAUACUUCAGAAUUGCUGCUGGGUUUUUUAUUUUUCCUAACUUCGACACUUGUGUCGGUUUGUGUGACCGGGGAGAUGAAGGAUAGACUCAUCGCUGAACCUUAAGUUUCCGAGGAGCUGAGGAUCGCUUUGGCAGUGGAAGAGGAGUGAUUCACAUAAUCAUGAUCAUAAUAUUCUGCCUGAAGGGUUUAAAGAAUCUGAAGUCGGUACGGGCGGGGCCUUAUCACUCCCAGAAGCAUCGACUGAAUCGAGUUUUUCUUGAUACCGAGUUUCAAUUAAGCCCUCCGAUAGACUUUUUCUGGCGCUACGCGGACGCCUGUUCUGGCACUUCGUUUCAUUUGUCAGUUGUGGUGGUAGUAGCAGGCCUGCCAUUGCAUGAUUUUUCAACAGCUCCUGCUUCCAGAAAUUUGCCAUGAAUAGCCUAAAAUGGUGUUACGUGUUGGAAGUUGUAUGACGGCCACAAAGUUUGUCAAACUUGCGCUGAACUGCAGUCGGGGAAUGAUGUGCUUAAAAAACUGCGAAGUUUAAUCUGUCGAUUGUUGGGAGCACCCGUAUUAACGCUAUCUCUUGUUUAAUACUACUUUCCGCGAACAAGUACUAAGUCACCUUUUCUCCUGUUAGUUUACUAACUUUCCGUUUUCCUGUUUUUUAGAAGUUCGGUAAGAUUUGGUUAUGUAACCGCAUCUGAUGGACACAAUACUGUUAGGUUUGGGGUAAGGGUUAGGAGUUAGGGUUAGGAGCUAUGGUUGGGGGUUAAGGCGACUGUUUCUCAACCGCUCAAAGUACAACCAUGCAUUGCCAAUAGCUUUUAUUUCGCAUACAACUACUUGACCUCGUCGCCUGUGCGUUCCCCGGCCCCACCUGUAAAAACCCCUAUUACCACCGGUCCCGUAUUGCAGGUGGCUGGGGUUUGUUUACCUCAGGUGGUGCUACGUAACCUCAUCUGACCAGAAGUUGUUUUAUCCGUUCAGUAUUGUUGGCCCAGUUUGUGGUCUUUGCCAGGUCUUAGUUCAUGCUGGUUGACCAACAGAUGUUUUAUGCGCUCAUGUCAGUCCUGAAUGCUUUUAAUCAAUUCCAACUCGAGGGAACUUUUUUCCGCGACAUUUGGACCUGCGCUUGUUCAGGCCAUCGUUUCCCGUCCCAACCCCGCUCUGGAUGGUAUACACCACCCUGCGUCUUCAGCGAAAGCCAAUUUUUCUGACGGCCGGUAUGCGGGCUAGGGGGGUGGGACAUGAUCCAGUGCGUGUGCUGGUAAUGAAUGCGUCCGCAAAUUUUUUUACCAUCUGGUUUUCCCGCCUCUGUUUUCUCUGGUGUGUGUGUGUAGACUAUGCUUCAACGGAAUUUGAACCUCCUCAGCACCGGAUGUGAAAACUUCGCAGUUUACUUUUAGACGAUGACUACGCAUCAACUGGUGCCAACUACGCAAUAUCCAGAGGCAAACAUGGAUACCCCGCUGAUUAGUUCUUCGCCGUCGUGGAAAAAAUUAUCUAAUUAAUGGUGAUGGUGGUGGUGCAGUAUGCGGGUGAAUCCUAACCCAUGAUCCGAUUAUUGGCCACCUGAAACCCCCGUUGUGGGAUCGGUGCAGCAUCCAGUUGUCCUCAAAGUUGGCAUAACUAGCACCGUUAUGUAAAUUCCUGCGCUGGCAUUCACCUGUGCCCUCCCCAGCCUCCGGUCUUCUUGACUCUUUCUUGACACCGAGCCCAGGUGGGGGAGGAGGAUAAAAUGCGGUAGAUGCUGUGCAAGUCCACUGACACUAUAAACUAACACACGCACAAGUCACCGUUCCUGCAUCACCUUUUUGUGGAGCACACGGUGGACAUCGUACGACAACGACGCUCGAACUGUCGCGUGCAUGGCUGCCCAGUCACCUACGUCCUUUCUGUUGUUGUUGGUCAAAAUCCUGAUCAAGUGUUUGUUAUGGACCAGGGGAUGUGGAGUGGAGUGCCACGGUGCGGGUUUGGCCGCGCCAUCUACCUGUGCUCUCCGUGCCCCGCCGGUUUUCUUGACUCUGUCUUGACAUCAGGUCCAGGUGGGGAGGAAGAGAGUGUGCUAGAUGUUGCGCAAGUCUACUCUCACUGUAAACUAAUUUGCGCACAAGUCACCGUGUCUGCUUCACCUUACUGCGUAGCACACGGUGGACUUCGUCGGAUGUGACAGUCGAACUACCAUCAACACACAAAAGGGUGGUGGCUUUGCUUGCAGCAAACUCAACCACGUCUAUCUGAGCUGCUUUUAAAGUUGAAGUGAUAGAUGUGCGUGUUAGGCGGGCAUCAGAACUGGCUCGCGUACACAACAUCGUCAAAGUGGGAUAAGUCUCCUUGUGACGAUAACAUUGUGUUGAUGGCAGAAAGGCAGUGGAUUAGGGUGGGGAUGCAUUUGAAGCUGGGGAGCAAACCGUGGAGGCAAGCGUAGAUCGGCCGCAGAUUGCAGACUGAAAAUGCGGUACACAGCUAUCUGCAAAGCAAUCUGAAUGCUACAUGCUGCAGACGAUUGACAACAGCCAAAAGCCGCGACUCGCACCAUCUCCGACCAGUCGCAUUCGCCGUCAUUCGCUGCUGGCCAUUGCUGAAGGACAUCAUUGGACUUGGUUGGCGUCUUCGAGUGGCUCGUCUUGCUGACAGGAAUCUAUGACAGCCUUCAGCAUGCGGUGACUAAACGGCCAUGUGAGUUGGUGGUUUGCCCAGGAAAGUCGCAUAAACCAAAGUAUUCUCCUGUUGUAUAUUUGAUCAGGUGAUGGCACUACCCACUUCUGAUGGACGACUAAUAUUCAAAAGAAAUCAUUGCACUGCCUCGCAGUACACACGAAACGGGGCCAAGGUUCGCACAGAAACUAGCUAUUUCCCUCAAUUAUAGCGUGCCCACAUUGACCUUUGAGUUUUGUCAGAUAUAUUGGCCGUACAACCAGGCGUCUGGAAAAGAGAAUACGCGAACACAUGCCUGCCUGGCUAGGUAGAGGUGAACAUCGAUCGAUUUCGAGUUCAAUUCUCGCACAUCUAAUCGAUACGAACCAUCAAACCGACGCUAAAAAAGGUUUUAAAGUUAUCUACCGGGCACCCGCACACCACUCUAAAGGCCUGCGCAAACGGGUGCUAGCGACAGCCGAAGCAGUGGCCAUUCGACUGGCGAACCCAGCACUCUGUUGUCAGUAGACGCUGACACAAGCAGUCUGUCUGCCCUGGCCGACUCCAGACGUUGAUCGCACGCCGUCCCGACGCACUGAGAACAGUCACACGCACUCACAGCGCCUACAAUCUAACCGGAACCCCUCUACUUCCCCCCCUCCCACCCCAACUCCAUCGUCCUCAACACGCUGACUCCGUCAUGCGGGCGGUAUGGGCGGCGAUUAACCCUACCCCCGAGACGCAUUUAUACCCUGUCGACAAUUAGACUGAUCAUUUCCCUUGUAAAUGUACAGGCCUGAUGAGGAAUUACCGAAAACCUAUGUUAACCAAUUAACUUUUCAAUAUCUCAAAGCGCUGUGUCCGACUGAAAAAACGGCUCCACUUCAAAUGGAAGGUCUGCAGAUGUCGACAAAAUCCCGUCUGUUGUCGAGGCACUCCUUUUUGAUUUUAACAGUCACUCGCAGAUCUCUUCCUUCCCUUGGGAUGAUUGCCACUGCCAAGUAGGGCACCGCCUAAAUAGCGCACGCACUUUUUGACCAGUCAGCUAGCCGUGGCCGGAGAAACGCUUUUUUUUCAGUUCCCCUUAGUCAUACAUGGUUUAAAACUCGCCCCUGUCCUUGGUCCCAGGUCUGUGACCUGAAGGGCGUCGACGAUGACCGUCUAUCUCCCAGCCGCCUGCCCUGACCUCAAUCCGCCGUGAGGCGCACGCAUUCGACAGAACACGCCGGGGCCAGUCUGUCUCCGCUGCAGCUGCUGCUGUCGGCGGCAGCGGCAGGCAGAGGUGUUUAAGCAAACCGGUCUGAUAGGUCUGCGCAACAACCGUCUGGGCUGGACGCCUAACGCCGGCGCGACCUGGCGUGCGCGCGCGCCGGGCAGCAAAAGUCCUUUUACUGCCAGUCGCAGACGUCAUUCGCGCGGUGGCGACUACCUCUGCUAUCGUGUGACUGCGACCGGCCAGAGCGGCAUGGAUUCCACUGUCUCGUAGCGCCGUUUGUAGACGAGAUAGAAGGAAGCAGUAUUGUCCUUUCUGAUGGGAGGAUAAAUGUGGCUCCUUGGUGUCAUAUCGGAGGAGGGAGGCCUCUGACAUUUGAAGGGGCGACUCCAACCGAUCAUUAUCUCGGAUACUGGCGAGUGCAAGAGCGCGGCUUGAGUGUGCUGCGUCGUUUGUCGCCAUGACCGUCAGCGCCAAUGCUACAGUAGAUGUGCUAACUCAUGAAAUGUCAAACAAAAUUUCGAAAUGCGUAGACCAUGGAUCGUGUCAUGGAUAUCAACGGGUCUUUAGUAAAAAUUAUUUAUUUAUUUAUGAUUGGUGAUAAGUGGAGUUCUACGGGUGGGGAAGCAUACUAGACAAUGAGCUGACUAAAUGAAGGAAAACACAGAAAUCGAGGCGCCGCGUUUUCCACAGUUACAGUACAUGUGCUAAUUCAUGAAGUGUCAACCCAAAUUUCGAAAUGCAUUCUCGUUUCGAAAAGAUAAAUUAAGUAAUGUUGUAAAACUAAUCAUGAUGCAGCAUAAAUCUAUAAUAAUCCAGUUACCUCAGGGUGUCGGCUUUCGAAAGAACUUAUUUUCGGCUGCAUGCAAGAUCCAUACUCUGCAAAAAAUGACUACUUAAGUAGCAUGCAAUUUUCUCAUUGAUUUUCGAUGCCCUUGAAAAUUCACUUAUAUUUCAUGGAAGACAUGCGCAAGAAUAUUCAUUCUUUUACUUAUUCGGUAGAAAAUAACGUCUUCUUACAGUUUCAUACUCAAAAGAAGAGUAUAAUUCGGUUUUAAUAAACUUUUCUAAUUCCUGAAUAAUUUUGAACCCGACCUGCUGUUACACUUGCAUUCAGGGUUUCAAAACUACAGGCUGUAUAUUUUCCGUGUACGGAAAACCAUGCAUUUCUCUACGGUGUUAAGAGGAGACCAUAUGAGGUUCAUAAAAUUAAGCAGUGGAUUUGAGCAAUAUUGUUAACUUUACAAGCCACAUUCGUAAAUGCAGAUACAUGACGUUUCAUGAACGGCCAUUUAACGGUAUUAAAAAGUCUCACAAUUAGAAACUUUUUUAAAACCGAAUUAUACUCUUCUUUUGAGUAUGAAAUUGGAAGAAGACGUGAUUUUCUACCGAAUAAGUAAAAGAAGGAAUAGUUUUAUGCAUGUCUUCCAUGAAAUAUAAUUGAAUUUUCAAGGGCAUCGAAAAUCAAUGAGAAAAUUGCAUGCUACUUAAGUAGUCAUUUUUUGCAGAGUAAGGAUCUCGCAUGCAGCCCAAAAUAAGUUCUUUCGAAAGCCGACACACUGAGGUAACUGGAUCAUUAUAGAUUUAUGCUGCAGCAUGAUUAGUUUUACAACACUACUUAAUUUAUCUUUUCGAAUUGAGAACGCAUUUCGAAAUUUUGGUUGACAUUUCAUGAGUUAGCACAUCUACUGUAAUUGCGAACUGUUUCUCGGCUCCGAGAGUUGGCAGCCUACGGAGUCACACGUCGCGCCUGAAUUUGCCGCAUAUUUGGUCGUUUGCUGGUUGGUGGUGGUGGGGCUAAAACACGUCAACUGCGGCUUCGCAGUUAAUUAAGCUGGUGCGUGACGGCCACUCCGUACCGUGUCGCCAUCAACCAGAUCCGCGGUCUCAUCGAAUACCCGCACUGCAAUUACACUGUACACUCGGUAGAUUGUAGAUGAGGCUUUGCAGGUCGAGACUUUCUCGUUCGGCAGCACCACUUUGCUGCGAAGUGUUGAACUGCGAUUUGUGGACGAUUUGAACCCUGGGAGAUGAAAAGUGUCUGGCCACGGUCUUUGCGAUACUCCUUCUACGCACUGCGUACGUUGACAUGACACGAGUGAGUUGACAUCCCGAAUUAUGGGACCGCGGGUCCCUCUCAGAGAGUGCUCGUGGAGAUUGUAGCGGCCAAACAGCGAGAGUGUACUCAGAGCGCUACAAUCGUGAGGCUAGAUCUCGGGUUUUAUACAGAAUCCUGCGGUUUCCUCUCAGGCGGCAGUGACUGCUGGCGAAGCCAGGGUUGGUGUUUACUGCGUCCGAUCAUGCCUGAGAAUCCUCGCCAGAGAGUGGUGGCGGCCACGACGAAUGUGCGUCCAAGUUGAAAUCGGUCGGGUGGGCUGCAGGUCAGUGCUUCUGGAACCACUGGCUAAGAAAGUGAAUGAUCUGGCCCAACGGGCUUCGAACAUGGGCGCCAGACAUGGCCGUGAUGGCUGUUGACGACAAGACUACUUCAAUUCUAAACGUCCAGCCCCCGCCCCUCCCCCGGAGGGGAUUUCACCCCACCUUGUUGAGUAGAAUACCGUAUUAGAUAUUCAGCGUCCAGUAUAGUGCGCAGUACUCAAGACUUCGCAUGCAACAGCGGGUGGCUUCCCUCAAAUCGCAGAAUCUGUGGUGCGUUUCUCUGUCUUCAUAAUACACCCAAAGAAACCGAAGAAGUGCAGCCGGUUCUCUUUUCUGGGCUCCGCCCAAUAAUCAUGUUGCAGUUAACGCUACCUCUUCCUCCCUUAGGUUAUCAGGGCACCACACUUUUGGCCAUCAAAAUAGGACUGGAAUGUGGUUUUUUUUUCGAAAAAUAAAAAACUCAUGGUUGGCAGGAAAAUGCGGGCGAGAAGCUAUCGCAUGCAGAAAUACUGCAGACCAUGGAUUGUCUGAAAACAAACUAGUUCUGUAUAUCGGUUUCUGUGGUGCGUUUCCACGCGCAUAUAAGGCGGCCGGACCACAGGGGGGGUUCGAAUUGCAUGGACGUAAACACACAAUUGUGCUACGGAGCGGUGAGCCAUUAUAACGGGUAGUCAUCUACGCCGUGAUGAUGACGCACAGCAGUUCGUCCUCCACAGACGACAGUGACCACCACCACCACCACCACCACCACCACCACCACCACCACCACCACCACCACCAGGGGGUUCCCAACUUGGGGUGCUCGCACCACUUCAGGCUGCGAGGUGGCCUUCUAUGGGAGUGCGAGGUAGUAUUUCAUUUUUUUAAUAUCAAUAGAUAAUACUUUUUUAAAAUAAAUUAACUUGAAGCAAUAUUUCCCCGGAAUGAAUUUAAAGCAGGCAUAGACAGCAGAAUUUAUUGGAACCAGUAAAUUUUGCGACUGCAGCCUGUCGUGGUAUAACACAGAUUACAAGUGAGAAAGAUACAGAGGUUUGGACUUCCACAGAGAAAAUCGAUGUGAAACAGCAAGGUCAUCUUAUACUGCACGCAGACUAAUCAAUAAAAUGACAACUUAAAAACGCAACAUAGGAAAGGAAAUGGGGAUUUUUUGAAUUUCCCAUUCACGAAACAGGUCUUUAGCUCCUGCGUUUUGACUGUCAGUUCGUCGGUGUUUUCAGAUUUAAAAUAUGUGGAUCUUUAUCUCUCUGUCAUUUAAGGUGCCUGGAAUGCCUCCUUUGAGGAUCGUCAGCUCUGGGUGGACAACCGAUAUGCCACGUUUGUGCCAGUCGAUCUGAACUUUGUCAGUGCAAUCCGUCAGGCCCUGCUGGAGCAGCAAAGUCAACUUUGCCGUCGUCACUAA